Messenger RNA from Strongylocentrotus purpuratus (purple sea urchin), 2198 nucleotides. Its product is annotated as 5-methyltetrahydropteroyltriglutamate--homocysteine methyltransferase. The transcript has 11 exons. NCBI's taxonomy places the organism in Eukaryota, Metazoa, Echinodermata, Echinoidea, Camarodonta, Strongylocentrotidae. The record is from RefSeq and is a predicted model, not a curated record. Bases 196 to 1317 code for a protein of 373 amino acids. Gene Ontology annotation, molecular function: 5-methyltetrahydropteroyltriglutamate-homocysteine S-methyltransferase activity; zinc ion binding.
CCGCCCCCUGGACCCCACGCCAAUUAGUGACCUGCCAGUGUCAUUUUUGAGUACAGGUUUACCUGAACAACAGACUGAAUAAAGCUCGUUCAGUACACAUACAGUGCAUGCAAAGCCAAGCCGAUCUACUUGUAUCCAACGAAAAGCAAUAUAGGUUGACGGCUAAAUCACCCAAAGUGUAAAGUAACCUUCAGCAUGCCUCUGAGGACAACAGUAAUUGGUAGUUACCCCAAAUCUGCCUGCUGCAAUAUCCCAGACUGGUUCACCAACCAGGCAGAUUAUAAUCCGGCAGAUUUCAACAAAUUUGUGAAGGGUGUAGCACCAGAAGACUACGAAGCGCUGGUCGACAAGGCAGUCAAAGAAACGUUGACAGAACAAACAUCAUUGGGUAUCGAUGUCGUGACUGACGGCGAGAUUCGACGCGGCAAUUAUAUCAAUCAUCUCUGUCGGCAUUUAAAAGGCUUUGACUUCGAGAACUUAACGAGAAAAUCAUGUCGGAACGGGGCUUGGGUCUCCGAGGUACCUACUAUCCGAGGAAAGAUGAGGAUACCUGAUGAAAUGGACUGGAUAGCUGAGGAAUGGCGAUCAGCUCAGAACAAUUGUGACAAGCCGGUCAAGGUCACCGUUCCCGGUCCCAUGACUAUUAUCGGGUCAACAGCCAAUGUUUUCUACGAUGACGUGAAAGAGCUCAGCUCUGACUUGGUCAAGGUUGUCAAUGCACACAUAAGACAUUUAGCAAAAGCAGGAUGCCGUCAUAUCCAGUUGGACGAGCCGGUCAUGGUUCGAGACCCCGACGUCGCGCUCGACUACGGCAUCGAACAUGCGUCACAAUGCUUUGACGGUGUCGGCACAGACGUCACCAAAACCGUCCAUCUUUGCUGUGGCUAUCCACUUUAUCUGGAUCAAACUGAUUACCCUAAAGCCGACAAAGAUGCCUACUUUGUGCUCGCAGAUAAAUUAGACCAGGCAGGAUUCGACGAGAUUUCUCUUGAAGACGCACACCGCCGGAACGACCUAUCCCUAUUCGAUCACUUUAAGAAGACCAAGGUCGUCCUCGGUUCCGUAGCCGUCGCCCGAAGUCGUGUCGAGACCGUGGAAGAGAUACGAUCACGACUACGGGAUGUCCUGAAGCAUCUACCGGCCGCUGAUCAUCUUAUCGUGGCACCGGACUGCGGUCUGGGUUCCUACCCAAGGACAUUCUCCGAGCAAAGCUUACCAACAUGGUCGAGGCAGCCCAGUCUUUGCCGUAGAGUUUAUACGUGUUACCAUAGUGCAAUGAUAAGUUCUUGGUUAGGUCGAAGUUAUGAUUCAUUUUAGGUCAUAUAAUAACACCAAAUCUGAUGCAAAGUAUCAUAGGAACACUGGAGAUAAAAUUAAUUCUCAAAUGAUUUAAAAACAUAAUAUGAUAAGGAUAUGUAAUUACUGUACAAAACAAAAGAGGAACAAAGAUAUCCUCGGGAUUUAUAACAUUUGUCAAAACUGGUCGCCCCAUUUUUUAAAAUUUGCUAUUAAACACACUGAUAAUGAUGAUGAUUGAUGAUGCUGGUGAUGAUGAUGGUGAUGAUAUUGAUAACUGGGUUGUAGCACCUUUUCCAAGCCAUGUGCAAGAUGCUGAUCCUUGAGACUCAAUGAAAAUGCAUGUUUUUUUUAAUGAAUAAAUGUUCUUAAGAUUGGAAAUAUUUUCUGAGUGCUUUCUUCAUUAAAAAACAAAUCCUUUGAAUCAGGUUACAAAAAGUCCCGUGCUCUUAUGUACGAGCUAUAGAUGGAUGAACGUUUUGAAAGAAUAAAUCCGACGAUGCCAAAAUAAACUGCUUAUAAUCCUUGAGAUCUGUAAAUGUAUGGGAAUCGUCUGAAAUUUGCAAGUUUGUCGUGAUAUUUUCUCUAAACGCUCCACCUCACCUACUCAAGGUGUAUUUGGAACAGCGUUUUGCUCAAUCACUAUAAAAUGUCCUUCAAAUGAAUUUAAAGUUUGCUGGAUAUUGUAACUGUAAAAAUGUAACUUCAGUUAUUUUGGGCAAAUAAUCUGGUUGGAGAGUGGUCCUACAUUAAUGGUCGUCGGCACGACAAACUUACCGAUUUCAGAUAUACUUGUAAUUAAUAAUUUCAACUUAUAAGAAUUGGUCACUGUCAAUUUGUCUGAUUUUGUAAAAUUUUCACCGUCCUCAUUGCUUGAUCUAUUAAAAUGAGCUUCCUAUUUA